Molecule: messenger RNA, 739 nt
Organism: Cajanus cajan (pigeon pea)
Lineage: Eukaryota; Viridiplantae; Streptophyta; Magnoliopsida; Fabales; Fabaceae
Product: coatomer subunit zeta-3
Biological process (GO): intracellular protein transport; intra-Golgi vesicle-mediated transport; retrograde vesicle-mediated transport, Golgi to endoplasmic reticulum
Cellular component (GO): COPI vesicle coat
Source: RefSeq, a predicted model, not a curated record
AAAAAAUCUCAAUCAUAUUGCUAUAAAUAUUAACACACACAGUCCCGCACUCUAACUAAUUCUGUUUCUCCGAAAUGGCGUCCUAUAGCUCAUGUCCGUCGAUAAAGAAUAUUCUUCUUUUAGACUCCGAUGGAAAGCGUGUGGCAGUCAAGUAUUUUUCAGAUGACUGGCCAACCAACAGUUCAAAGGUAGCCUUUGAGAAGUUUGUGUUCAGUAAGACUGUUAAGACAAAUGCUCGAACAGAAGCUGAGAUCACAUUACUCGAGAACAAUAUCAUUAUUUACAAAUUUGUACAAGAUCUGCAUUUCUUUGUAACUGGCGGCGAUGAUGAAAAUGAGAUCGUUUUAGCUUCAGUUCUUCAGGGUUUCUUUGAUGCAGUCACGCUUCUCUUGAGGAACAAUGUUGACAAAAGAGAGGCCCUUGAAAACUUGGAUCUCAUUCUUUUAUGCCUCGAUGAGAUUGUUGAUGGAGGGAUGAUACUUGAAACAAAUGGACCACUUAUUGCUGAAAAAGUGACUUCCCAUAGCAUGGAUGCUGACUCCCCCCUGUCUGAGCAGACUCUAACUCAAGCCUGGGCUACAGCUAGAGAACAUUUGACAAGAACACUUCUAAAAUAGGAGUUUCGUUAUGUGCUAGAGAUUUUUUUUAUGAUCUAGACACCGUUUUUUCUUUCCAUUUGUUGUGAGCUACUACGAUAUGAAUUUCACAUCAUACUGAACGCUGAUUUUUUUAUUCUUUA